This is a messenger RNA of Phymastichus coffea, 1935 nucleotides long. RefSeq lists its product as uncharacterized. NCBI's taxonomy places the organism in Eukaryota, Metazoa, Arthropoda, Insecta, Hymenoptera, Eulophidae. Gene Ontology annotation, molecular function: protein binding. The record is from RefSeq and is a predicted model, not a curated record. The coding region runs from base 281 to 1783 and encodes 500 amino acids. The transcript has 6 exons.
CAGACAGCUUUGAUGAGGUUUCGUUAAUAGACAAGUCAACAAGGAAAAGAAUGCACCUCGAAGUGAUAAACGAUCGAUUGCGUUGCUGCGAUGAAAAGUACAAGGCUAGUCAUUAAGGUAAAGCCGUACGAAGAUGGUUGCGACGUCGGCUCUUUUUCAGAGGCAGUCGUAUUUUUAGAAAUAUUGCACGCAUUAAGUAUAUUCCUUGACGCCGCACCACAGCCGCGAGUCGAUUUGUGUCUCAAAUGUUAACGGAAUCGUGAAUCGUCCAACACGGAAAAUGAACAAGGGUUGUUGGAAACUCAACGAGGAUGAGACAGCAUGUUAUGUUGACAUAGAGGAAGAAACUGAAGAUGAGAAAAAAGAUGCACCAUACAGUGAAUGGGAUUUGUUACCAGAUAUACUACUCGAAGAAAUUUUUUCUUAUUUGACAAUAAAGGAACGUUACUAUGCUUCUCUCGUCUGUCAAAAUUGGUACAGAGCUUUCAAACUUCCAUAUGUGUGGUCAACAUUUACCUUAGCAGAUACAACACUUGUCAGAGGAAAGUUUAACUACUACAGUGGCUGGCAGUAUGUUUUGGAUCACAUGAGAACUUCAACAUGUUUAAAUAAAAUUGGACGAAAUUUCAAGUGCCUUAUUUUUGAGCCAAUGAUGAGUUUUCAGAAUCUUUUUGAAUUCAUGAAUAUGAUUUCCUGGUACUCUGAGAGACAAAAAAUGGAUAAAUCUAUGAUCGGUAUUGGCACUAAUAUCAAGCGACUUAAAUUUACUUUUCCUUGUGAUAUGGCUAAUCGCAACAGAGACAACUCAGAGAAUAUGAAAUUAUUUGGAACUGGAGGAAAACUACUGGAAGCACUCAAAAGACUGAUGAGAAAUUUAGAAAAUAUAAAAAGUCUCGAAUUGAUAGAUUUGAUGUUAGAGAACAAAGAAGCAAUGCAUCUGAUGGAUGAUAUAUGUGCAAAUUGUACUCAGACAUUGAAGAAAUUAGUAUUAAUUAACACAACUAGACAACCAUGUCCUUUGUUGCAUGUUGGUGUUUUUUUAAAUUUAAAGAUUUUGGUUAUAAGUCCACAAAACCUUCAUGAGGACGUGAUCGAACUUUUAGGAUAUACUCAGUUGCAGCAUCUUCAUAUUCUACAAAAUAGAUAUAGUCCUAAAGACAUAUUCAUUAACUUGCCUAAAAACGCAGCUUGGAGAAAAAUGAAAUCCAACAACCCACAUUUAAGAGUUCAUUUUGAAAUUGAAAGUCAAAAGCCAUUAGAUAUAAUUUUACCGUUUAAUCCAAAUCAACCUAAUGAAAUUCCAUGUCAAAGCAUAGUUUUAGAUAAUCCAAAUACUCAGAUACCAUCAUCAAUUAUUUUGCAACAUGCUAUACACUUCAAUAAGACACUACGUGUUUAUGCUUUAAGAGGAUUAACGAGAUAUUAUCUACCACGAGUAUUUCCAAAAAGGGUUGAUGAAGCGAUAGUUAAACUCUGCAAGCUGUGUCCAGAUCUUCAUACAUUGAUGAUUCGCAACAAAAUUUCAACGGCGACAAUUUUAGAAAUCGUAUCGAUCGCAAAGUCGUUGCGCUUCCUGUAUGUACGGCGAAACGUAGUUUUGAAAAAGUGUGACGCCGACUGGUUAAGCAUCGUUGACUGGCCGGCAGAACAUUACAAAUGGAUCAAAGAUCAUUGUAAUGAUUAUGAGAAAACCGAAAGAGAAGUCUCAAGAAUAUUGGGUUAUCGAUGGCGAAUGUUAUCAGAAAAAGAAUUUGCUAAGCAAGCAAUAUCUUUACAUGUAUAACAUUAUUUUAUAAUCUGUCUUUUAUGUUUGUACCUUUAUAAAUAUAUAUAUAUAUACUUAUAUAUAUAUAUACUUAUAUAUAUAUAUAUAUAUAUAUUACUUGCUGUUACUGCCUUAAGAAAUUUUGUAGUUUUGUAGUAUUCUAUCUGGGC